Dracunculus medinensis (Guinea worm) is the source of this 915-nucleotide messenger RNA. Lineage: Eukaryota; Metazoa; Nematoda; Chromadorea; Rhabditida; Dracunculidae. The record is from the annotation of a GenBank genome assembly.
AUGCGAGUCGUUCCAUGUUCAUUGCGGCUUAUACGUGCGUUGGCCUCACGUGAAAAAUGGAAUUUUUGCUGGAAUUUACGCAACUCAUUAAAUUAUUCUCAGGUAAGUGCGCAAGCUGGAUUAAAUGUGGCACUAGUCGAUCGUACGGAUGAAAUUUUAACGAAUGCAAAAAACUCAAUACGAACGAGCCUACAACGUAUUGCGAAAAAGAAAUUUAGUGAUGAUUCUAAGGCACAAGAAGCAUUCACAAGUAAUGUGAUGAAGUGUAUGAAAACGACAACCAGUUUAUCCAGUGCAGUGAAAAGUGCCGAUUUGAUAAUUGAAGCAAUUAUCGAAAAUUUAUCUAUCAAACAAAAUUUGUUCCAAAAGAUUGAAAGUGCCUGUUCUGAUUCUGCAAUAUUGGCAAGCAAUACUUCAUCGUUGCGUUUAAGUGAUAUCGCAAAUCAUAUGAAAAAGAAACAGAGAUUUGGUGGCCUUCAUUUUUUCAAUCCUGUACCCAUAAUGAAGUUACUCGAAGUAAUAAAAUCCGAAAAUACUUCCGAUGAAACGUUCAAAUCUCUGAUGGAUUUCGGCAAAAAAUUAGGAAAAGUUACGGUCGCUUGUAAGGACACACCUGGUUUUAUCGUAAAUCGCUUAUUAGUGCCAUAUUUAUUUGAAGCUCUUCGACUUGCAGACAGAGGUGAUGCUUCAAUAAAAGAUAUUGAUAUUGCUAUGAAACUUGGAGCAGGAUAUCCGAUGGGUCCUUUUGAAUUGAUUGAUUAUGUGGGACUUGAUACCACAAAAUUCAUCCAGGAUGGUUGGCAUUUAUCUUAUCCCGAUGAACCUUUAUUUAAGCCCAAUGAGAGGCUUAAUAAACUCGUAGCAGAAGGCAAACUCGGCAAAAAAUCAGGCGAGGGUUUCUACAAAUAUAAAUAA